This is a messenger RNA of Bombina bombina (fire-bellied toad), 3964 nucleotides long. RefSeq names its product 3-hydroxy-3-methylglutaryl-CoA reductase (gene HMGCR). The transcript is spliced from 20 exons. Gene Ontology annotation, molecular function: hydroxymethylglutaryl-CoA reductase (NADPH) activity; NADP binding; protein binding. NCBI's taxonomy places the organism in Eukaryota, Metazoa, Chordata, Amphibia, Anura, Bombinatoridae. Gene Ontology annotation, cellular component: peroxisomal membrane; endoplasmic reticulum membrane. The coding region runs from base 174 to 2813 and encodes 879 amino acids. Gene Ontology annotation, biological process: coenzyme A metabolic process; sterol biosynthetic process; isoprenoid biosynthetic process. The record is from RefSeq and is a predicted model, not a curated record.
UUCCUCCCCCUGCUGAGCCUGUCAGUUUGCUAGUCGGAUGACGUACGCUUUCACUCGCUCUGCGGCAAUAGAGGAGAACAGAGCUCUCCUUACAACUGAGAGUUUCCCUCUGCCGCCGCCGGGCCUGUCACCGGAUAGCUGCCUUUCUGAAGGUUACCACCAAAAGUGUGAAGAUGCUUUCCAGGUUAUUCCGCAUGCAUGGGCAGUUUGUGGCCUCUCACCCAUGGGAGGUCAUUGUGGGGACUGUGACUGUCACCCUCUGUAUGAUGUCAAUGAAUAUGUUUACAGGGAAUGACAAGAUAUGUGGCUGGAACUAUGAAUGCCCAAAGUUUGAAGACGAUGUUUUAAGUAGUGACAUCAUCAUUUUAACCAUUACAAGAUGCAUUGCGAUUCUCUACAUAUACUUCCAGUUUCAGAACCUCAGGCAACUGGGCUCCAAGUACAUCUUAGGUAUUGCUGGUCUUUUUACAAUCUUCUCAAGCUUUGUGUUCAGUACAGUCGUCAUACAUUUUUUGGACAAAGAACUAACAGGCUUAAAUGAAGCUCUUCCAUUUUUUCUUCUUCUGAUUGAUCUUUCAAAGGCUAGUGCAUUAGCCAAAUUUGCUCUAAGUUCAAAUUCUCAGGAUGAAGUAAGAGAUAACAUUGCCCGUGGUAUGGCAAUACUUGGACCUACAUUUACUCUUGACGCUCUUGUAGAAUGCCUUGUGAUUGGAGUGGGGACCAUGUCAGGUGUGCGGCAGCUGGAAAUAAUGUGCUGUUUCGGAUGCAUGUCUGUUCUGGCAAACUAUUUUGUCUUUAUGACCUUCUUCCCAGCUUGUGUCUCCUUAGUAUUAGAGCUUUCCAGGGAGAGCCGUGAGGGACGUCCCAUAUGGCAGCUCAGCCAGUUCGCUAGUGCAUUAGAAGAAGAGGAAGAUAAUAAGCCAAAUCCUGUCACCCAGAGGGUGAAGAUGAUUAUGUCCCUAGGUCUGGUCCUUGUCCAUGCUCACAGUCGUUGGAUAAGUGAACCAUCAUCUCAAAAUAAUACUUCAAUUGAAAGCAAUAAGGUUUCCAUUGUACUUGGCGAUAAUAUACCAAAGAGAAUUGAACCUAACAUGCCUCUUUGGCAGUUCUAUCUUUCAAGGAUGGUGACUAUGGACAUUGAACAGGUCAUUACACUUAGUCUGGCUCUUCUUCUUGCCGUCAAGUACAUCUUCUUUGAACAAACUGAGACUGAGUCUACCCUGUCUCUAAAGAAUCCCAUAACCUCUGCUGUAACUGUUCCAAAGAAACAAAUCGAUAGCUGCUGCAGAAAAGAGCCGGAGCAGGAUAAACCAGCUAAAGUCAAUGCUGUGGAAGAACCAUCAUCAAAAGCUGAUAAAGAGGCGGUUAUAAAGCCAUUGCCACUUGAGGCUUUACCUGUAGCUUCAUUUGUUUUGGGUGAUUCACCAUUUGAGGAGGAUAAGGAGAACUCAUUUGAGCUACCAGAGGAGCCUCGUACAAUUGAUGAAUGUGUUCAGAUCCUCAAAAAUCCAGAUAAAGGUGCUAAGUAUCUGAGUGAUGCCGAGGUCAUCAAGUUAGUAAAUGCAAAAUACAUCCCUGCCUACAAGCUGGAAACCAUGAUGGAAACCCCUGAGAGAGGAGUGGCAAUUCGCAGACUAAUGUUAGCUUUCAAAUUGCCACAAUCUUCAGCCCUACAAAAUCUGCCUUACAAGAACUAUAACUACCAUUUGGUAAUGGGUGCUUGCUGUGAGAAUGUCAUUGGGUACAUGCCAAUUCCUGUUGGUGUUGCUGGACCCUUGCUCCUAAAUAACAAAGAGUUUCAAGUGCCAAUGGCAACUACAGAAGGCUGCCUUGUUGCAAGCACUAACAGAGGCUGCAGAGCCAUAUUGCUGGGAGGAGGAGCACACAGUCGUGUUCUGGCUGAUGGGAUGACUCGUGGACCAGUUGUUAGGUUGCCAUCUGCUUGUGAAGCUGCUGAAGUAAAGGCUUGGCUAGAUAGCCCAGAAGGCUUUAAAGUAAUCAAAGAAGUGUUUGAUAGCACCAGUAGAUUUGCUCGACUUGGUCGGCUUCAGUCUUGUAUUGCUGGACGGAACUUGUAUAUUCGUUUUCAAUCCAGCACAGGAGAUGCUAUGGGAAUGAACAUGAUUUCAAAGGGUACUGAGCAGGCUCUUGCCAGGCUACAAGAAGAAUUCCCAGAGCUUUAUGUUUUGGCAGUUAGUGGCAACUACUGUACUGACAAGAAACCUGCAGCUAUCAACUGGAUCGAGGGCAGAGGCAAAUCUGUGGUAUGUGAAGCAAUCAUACCAGCUAAAGUAGUCAGAGAGGUGCUGAAGUCAUCAACACAAGCUUUGGUGGAGGUGAAUAUAAACAAGAAUUUGGUUGGUUCUGCCAUGGCUGGAAGCAUUGGAGGCUUCAAUGCACAUGCAGCAAAUAUUGUGACUGCAAUUUACAUCGCUUGUGGACAGGAUGCUGCGCAGAACGUAGGGAGCUCUAAUUGCAUUACGCUCAUGGAGCCAACAGGACCCAUGCAUGAUGAUCUGUACAUCAGCUGCACAAUGCCUUCUAUAGAGAUUGGCACAGUCGGGGGUGGUACAAAUCUGGCUCCUCAGCAAGCAUGCUUACGGAUGCUUGGGGUCCAAGGAGCAAGCACAGACAGCCCUGGUAAAAAUGCCCAACAACUUGCUCAGAUAGUCUGUGGCACAGUAAUGGCAGGAGAGCUUUCCCUCAUGGCAGCUCUGGCCGCUGGGCAUUUAGUCAAAAGCCACAUGAUCCACAACAGGUCAAAAAUUAACCUCCAGGACAUGCCAGGCACAUGCACAAAAAAAGCAGCUUGAUCAUAUAAAAGUCUCUUGAUUUAUUUUUAAUCAAGAACAUAACGGAAAUAAUCUUUAAAUGGAAACACAAUCUCCAGAAGAAUGUGGUGUUUAACUGUGGAAACAAUGGAAAUUGACAACAGCACCUGUUUGAGAGAUUGACCUUCACUCUACAGGAACGUGAUACGCAAUCCGUGAAGGCCUACAGAAUGCGCCUGCCUGCCUUGCCAUGUUAACCUUACAGUUAUUAUCGUCUAUUGGUUUCAGUAAUCUAUGGUUGGCAAAAUAUGUUGGUAGCAGUUUAAAAGGUUGAGUAGGAUAAAAUCUAUCAUUUUUUGCUUACUUUUUUUUUUUUUUUUAAAUUAAAACUAUUUUGGAUAAAUGUUUCAACCAGCUACAGUUUUAAAGCUAUUUUGCAAGUUCAUUCAAAGAAUGUUUUUGUAUUUUUUAAUUUAAUCAUAUUGCAAAUUGUAAUAUACAAUUUAUAAUUUAUUUCUUUAUGAUGUAAUUUGUUCCAGUUUUGUGGAAUAGCAAGUUUUAAUAUAAACCCUGUUGUGCUUCUUCAUGUAAGCAUAACUGUUUUAUGGUUUACUAUGUUUCUAGCUUCAUUGUUUUUCCUAUAUAUGCACUUUUAGCAAUCAAAUUCUUCAUGUCACAUUUUUUAAGACUUGCUACUUCAUGAGAUUUUUUUUUUCCUAGUCACCUUGCUCCAAAUCCCUUUUUAAAGUAGGCAUUUUAAGAUAUUCUAGAAAGUGUGCCAUAGAGCAAAUUUGUAGCUUGCAAAGUUAGUCUGAGACCCCUUUAACAGACUCAUUUAAUCAUUUUACUUUUCAGUAGAUAAUAUUCAUUAAAUGUGUUAAACUUUGCCAAGCCUACCACCCAAUUACAUUUUAAAGAACUUUAUAAGAAAAUAUAUAUAUAUAUAUAUAUAUAUAUAUAUAUAUAUAUAUAUAUAUAUAUAUAUAUAUAUAUAUAUAUAUAUACCAUUUUGUUCUAAUGAAAUGUUUAUUAUUUUUGACUGUAAAAUUCUCAGUAUACAUAAGUAUUAGUCCAGUCAGAUGUUGACUAUUUUGAAAGAAUGUUUGAAACUACUGGAGAUGGUGCCUGUGUCACCUUCAUGCACUGGGAAAGAGUUUGAAGUCAUCCUAAAUAAAGCAUCUAUUUCCGUUUUC